UGAUAUAAGAAUAAAUAAUGUGAAAUGCUGAUAUUCACACUGUCUAUUGUUUUAUUAUUUUCAAUUUGUAUAUUACUAUAUUCACAUAUAAACACAAGUUGUCAAAUCAUCACGACAAUUUGUAAUAUUAUUAUAUUACAAAUAUACUGUGCGCUUUAUUGGAAAAUUGAGAAAUGGAAGAGUUAAAUGGUGAAAGAAAAGGGACUUCAAAAUAUUUCGCUGAUGGGUUCUUUUAUCAUAAAAUGAAAAGCAAGGAAGAAUCAGACAAAAAUAAAAAGGAGAAAAUCAUUUAUCGAUGUGCAACACGGGCAAGUACUUCCUGUACUGCUACAGCAGAAGAAGAUGAAAGUACUAAGGAAGUAAAAUUUUUCGGAUGUCAUAUUGAUAAACCAGUAGCUCAUGGAGCAACUUUGUGUCGAUUGAAAGAAAAAAUGUUACUCAUGGCUGAAAACACGUCUUUACCUUUGCGAUCUAUUUACGAUCAAGUUCUCGAAGACCAAUUAGAAGAAAUAAAGAAAUUGGUUAAUUUUGAAUCAGUCAAAACUAUGAUGAGCAGGAAAAGAAAUAUAAAUGCGGGACAAAUUCCGGAAACAAUGGAAGGCUUUGCAGAGAGUUUAGAAAAUAAUAUUUUUUUAAAAGGUUAUUACCAAGAAACUAUAACUGUGGGUGAAUCGUGUGCAACGAUAUUUAUGUCUAAUCUAAUGAGUACAUUUUUGCGAGAAAACACAUUUUCCACUGGAUACAUUGAAGACUCGAUUCGUCUUCCUUCCAUGAAACAUGAUUUUUCGCAUCUUUACACUGUGAGUGUGAAAAAAAAUGAGAGCAAAAUAGAUCCGAUUUAUACGCCAAUAUGGAUUUUGAUGUCUGAUAGGAGUUUACAAUAAUAUGAUGCGGUUUGGUGUAAAAUUAGAGAAUUAAUACCAUCGUUGAAAGUUGAGCAAAUCAAAUGCGGUUUUAAAGAAAACUCUGUAAAUGCUAUUCAUCAAAAUUUGAAAGAAUCAAUUCUUCAAGGAACUUGGCAUCAUUAUAUAAUAGUAAUAAUUAAUUGUUUAAAAAGUACUGCAUUUUUCAGAUUAAUGCAAAUUUGCAGGAAACUUACAACCCUUUUAAUUACAAACUUGGAUUAAAAAUUUGAAUUUGAAUAUCUUUGUUCAAUGUUCAGAUCGCAUUAUAUUAUUUAUAUUAUUAUUUAGUAUUUUUUCUUUUUUUAAUUUUUACUCAUAUAAUAGGAAUUAUUGGCUGAGUGGAAAUCACUGAAAAUUCCAGAUAAUUGCAUAAGUGUUUUGUGGAUGGCAUUAGGACUACCACUACUCCCAUUAUCACAUUUUGAAGAUGGAAUUCAUAUUAUUCAAACUGAGGCUGAUAAAAUAGCACUUCAAGAACCACUGGUGAAUUCAUAUAUGACAUACUUAAGAACGAAUUGGACACAAUUGGCAGAAUCAGUCAACUCUUUCCAUUGCAACCAGAAAAUGGAUCCAUUCGAAGCAACAUUUUUUACUUAUUUACUUUCAUCAAUAAGUCAAGUGUCAGACCCUGAUAUUUUAAAAUUAAUCAGUGAGUUGGUUUCAUUAUCUAUUGAAACUUAUAAAUUUAUU
Messenger RNA from Leptopilina heterotoma, 1595 nucleotides. RefSeq lists its product as uncharacterized. The transcript has 4 exons. The record is from RefSeq and is a predicted model, not a curated record. Bases 174 to 884 code for a protein of 236 amino acids. Lineage: Eukaryota; Metazoa; Arthropoda; Insecta; Hymenoptera; Figitidae.